AUGUCAGCGGACGAACUCUCCAGGCUCUCUUUGGAGGAUAACAUGGUGACGACUCGGGCUGCUGCUGCUAGGGCUCGAACAGCACCAGCCGUCCAAGAGAGUGCAAGCGGAUCACCACCUUCGCCAUCUCCAACUCAACAUUCCCAGUCUGCAUCACCAACCUCCGCCGUGCUUGAGUCGACUUCCGGUAUCAAAUAUGAUGUUGGUAAUCUUGGAGCCGAUGCCCGUCGGCAUGCCAAAGAAGGCUUUGGUGCGAACGGAAUCAAGAUGAAGUACUGCAGAGCCUUGGAUGAGGACGCGAAUCAGUAUCUAUUUUUCCUGGACGAUGAGAUUCGGGUUGCAAUGGGUGGUCGACAUGGUGCGCCCAGAUGCACUUGUGGCGCAAAUGACAAAGGAAUCGCAUGUAAGCACAUUUUCUGGAUGUUGGACCAAUUGGCAUCAACAGCGUCCCAGAAGAUCAGAGAACAGACACUGGAGAUUGCCCCUGAUGGGGCUCUGAUUCAAAACAGGGAACCAGCUUCGAUUAUCAAAAACGCUACCUUGGAGAGAGUGGCCGAAAAUCUUGACUGGGAGGUUCACGAUGGCCCGGUUCCGGAUGACGAAGACAUCGAAGAGGAAGUUGCCGCAAUGCUCUCCGUCUUUGAACCCACCGAGGCCCUGCCUGUCGAAUUCAGAGCACCCGGCGGCGCCUUUCUUUCCGAGCGCUCACGGAAAUACCGCGAGUUCCGAGACCUGAUAACCUCGCUCUUCACUGAACAGCCCUCCAAAAACCUGGGUCUUUUCAACAAGCUUCAGUCCAUCAUCGACCCGGACUUUCAAACCCAUGUCUUCUUCGAGAAGAUCAACAAUAGAAUUGUGCAUACGUUCAAGGCGUUGGAUGAGUACAUUGCACAUGGAUCUACUGCGCCCUCGGAGGCAUACGAUGUCCCAACCUGCGCGAGGAAACUCAAGUACCUGGUCCAAGCUAUCGAUGACUACUACGAACAGCAAGAACAAAAUGGCUUCGACAUGGGCGACAUCAGUCGUCGUGCUGCGGCAGCAUUAGUCACGAUUCUGAAGGGCGUCGUCGACCGUAAUCAAGACGCCUACGCAGGCAUAACUUGGGAUGGUGUACCCCCUGAAGACGAAACAGAAAGCAAUCUCUUUGUCAACUUGAUUGGGGCACCAGUCCAUGACGGCGACGAAGACGAAGAAGGACUCUUUGUCCUAGACGUGUUGAAGAAGUUGCCUAUUGAAGGGAUCCUGAGGAGUCACUGGGAGUUGCUGUCAGCGACCAGGGCAGGGUUGAAGCCGCAAUGGACGCCUCAGAGGUUUCUGGAAAGCUUUAGGGAGAUUGUGGGUGAAGGAGAGACUCUGGGCAGGAAGAGGGCUGGGACUGGGAGCGAGGGGACUACGCCUAGUCCGAAGCGGCCGGCGCAGAGGAGUGAGUGA
Westerdykella ornata is the source of this 1431-nucleotide messenger RNA. RefSeq lists its product as uncharacterized. The transcript is spliced from 2 exons. Gene Ontology annotation, molecular function: zinc ion binding. Lineage: Eukaryota; Fungi; Ascomycota; Dothideomycetes; Pleosporales; Sporormiaceae. Bases 1 to 1431 code for a protein of 476 amino acids. The record is from RefSeq and is a predicted model, not a curated record.